Camellia sinensis is the source of this 2174-nucleotide messenger RNA. RefSeq lists its product as uncharacterized. Lineage: Eukaryota; Viridiplantae; Streptophyta; Magnoliopsida; Ericales; Theaceae. The record is from RefSeq and is a predicted model, not a curated record.
CCUUUUCUCGCCUAAGUUCCAAACAUAGUGUUAGGGUUCAGGUUAUCUCCGCCACUCCACACGUAACGCAAUCUGAAUUGACAGAGAGAGAGGGAGAGGAUGUGGCACGAAGCUCGGAGAUCAGAGAAGAAGGUCCACGAGCUGAUGGACGCGGCUCGGAAAAGAGGUCAGAGACGAGCAGUGUAUUUGGCGAAGAGGCGUGGCGAUCCUCUGCAAUCGAUCCAGGUCAUCGGUUCUCGCUCCCGCAUGUACCGCGACGACUCGCUCUACCAGGCCACCCAGGAUCACCAAGGCCUGAUACCUUGGAAUGGGAAACAAGAUAUUUUGAUUGACAGAUUUGACGGUCGAGCUCUUCUCGAUUUUGUUCGGGAUUCUAGUUCUCGACGUUUUCAUGCCCCAGAAAAGACACAGGAAGAAGAAGAAUUAGAAGAGUUUGUUAAUUUUGAGCGUUAUCGGGAUUUAAUUAAGCAUCAACGUAGAGGAUUUACUGAUGAGGAGGGUUUGCAACAUGUGGAUCACGAGAUAGAGGCAAAGAUUGCUACACCAUUUGGAUCUGACAGAUCUCAUCCAGCUCAGGCUCCAGCAAGCAAGGGUACAUAUUCUCAGGUGGGUUUCUCUUACGAAGGGGAAGGAAAAGGGGAAACCCACUAUUCCGAUGGCGAUGAGGAAGAGGAGGAUGAUGAUGACGAUGAUGACGAUUUUAACAGUGAUGAUAGCAAUGAUGAAGAGAUGGAGAAAAUUGCAAAAGAAUUUGGUGUCAAGAGGUAUGGUUGGCUUGUUUACAUGGAUAAAAAGGCUAAAGAGGAGGAAAGGAGGCAAAAAGAAGUCGUCAAGGGGGAUCCUUCAAUUAGGAAGCUUAGUCGCAAGGAAAGGAGGAAGGCUUCUCAAAUUGAAAGAGAGAGAGAAAGAGAUGCUGCCCAGAUUACCGGCACUCUUGGGAUUCGUCAUGAUCCCUACAGGGAAUCUAGACGAAGUCCAACUUAUGAGGCUUAUUCUCGUUUUAGAAGAUCAAGGUCACGGUCUUACUCCCCAUCACACUCAAGGCGCAGUGCUCGUGGUGUGCAUGCUGAUGAUGGUUAUCAAAGCAAGUCAAAGGCUAAAAUAGAGUAUAUUACUGAAUUUGGUGGAUUUGCUGAUGGGGAUGAGAGAAAGCUUGAAGGAUUUUCUCCACCACUGUCUCCUCCAUCACAAGCUGAUGUUUUGAACCGGCCAUCAUCUGGUCGGAUACUUGAGGCCCUGCAUAUUGAUCCUGCUUCCAGUCUAUCCCAUGAUAAGGACAAGAAUACUAAAGUAUCGAAGCCACAAGUGAGCACUUCAUCAGCUUUAGCAAAGUUAAGUAAGCCAACAAGUAGUGGGGCCCUAUCCAAACAAGGGGAGAAGAAGGAAACACCUCAAGAGCGACUUAAACGAAUCAUGAGCAGGCAACUUAAUAAACAAAUUAAGAAAGAUACUGCUAUUGAAAUGGCAAAGAAAAGAGAACAGGAGCAUCGGAGGCUUGAAAAACUUGCAGAAACAAGCCGAUUUAAUCGAUAUAGGCGUCGCAGCCGCAGCAGAAGCUACAGUCGAUCUCCCUCAAGAAGAUAUAGGCACAGCAAAAGUCCAAGUAGAAGCAGGAGUUCUCGAAGAUGUUAUUUCCGUUCUCGUUCUCGUUCACUGUCCCACUCUCACUCUCCCCCCUACUCACCUUCUCACACUCGUUCUGUCUCACGCUCUCGCUCUCCCGCUCCCAGGGUAAGUAGCCGUUCAAGGUAUUGAUAAAGAUAUUGUAGCUGGACGAGUGGCAGUGAGUAUAACAAGUGGCAACCUUCUCUCUGAAAUAAGAAAAUACAACAAUGAGCGGCAUCAGCAGCAGCCUGCAGCUACCUCUCAUGUCACUGUGUAUGUGGAAUUGUCACAGGGAUGGUGCCAACACUUGUGCCUUGUUCUUUGCUCAAAUAUUUUUUUAAGUUUUAUUGCAUUUUGUACGUACAAUGACUGAGUAAUUACUAUUAUUAGCUCUUGCUUGAUCAAUGCUCUCUGUACUUCCCAUUCUUUUCUAAUGGUGGCCGUGCAAGUAUGGUUGGUUUUUUAUUUGAAUUGGGAUUUAGGCAAAGGUCGUUAUCCACUUUAGUUUGUUUAGUCUUCGUACUAUUUGGUCAUUUGGGAUUUGAAUGUUAAACUUCAUGGUUCUUCUA